GGGAUCUGCCGCCCACAUGGCCCCCGUCUGCUGCCUCGCCGGAACCCUGAUGCUCGUGUACGCGGGCCUGCUGGCCGCCGCCGCGAGCCUCGGCUCCCCGGAGCCCGGCGCGCCUUCGGGGAGCCGCGACCGCGAGGAGCCCCCGCCCGGGAACGAGCUGCCCGCGGGACCCGCUGCCAUCCCGUCGGAACCCGUGGCAGAGCGAGCGCAUGGCAUCGACCCCCGAGAUGCCUGGAUGCUCUUCGUCCGGCAGAGUGACAAGGGUGUCAACGGCAAGAGGGGGGGCAGAGGCAAGGCCAGGAAGCUCAAGCUCGGCCUGCCAGGCCCCCCCGGGCCCCCCGGCCCGCAGGGUCCCCCAGGCCCUAUCCUGCCACCUGAGGUACUGCUGAAGGAGUUCCAGCUGCUGCUGAAAGGCGCCGUGCGCACGCGCGAGUGCGCAGAGCCCGAGCCCUGCCCGCGCGGCCCAGCGGAGGACGAGGAGGACGCGGGGGGCGCGGGCGUGCUGGCGCUGCUGGCUGCGCCCCUGGCCCCCGGCCCGCAGGCGCCGCGCGUCGAGGCCGCCUUCCACUGCCGCCUGCGCCGGGACGCGUCGGUGGAGCGGCGCGCGCUGCACGAGCUCGGCGUCUACUACGUGCCCGACGCCGAGGGCGCCUUCCGCCGCGGCGCCGGCCUGAACCUGACCAGCGGCCAGUACACGGCGCCCGUCGCCGGCUUCUACGCGCUCGCCGCCACGCUGCACGUGGCCCUGGCGGAGCAGCCGAGGCGGGGGCCGCUGCGCCCCCGGGACCGCCUGCGCCUGCUCAUCUGCAUCCAGUCCCGGUGCCAGCACCACGCCUCCCUGGAGGCUGUCAUGGGGCUGGAGAGCAGCAGCGAGCUGUUUACCAUCUCGGUAAACGGGGUCCUGUACCUGCAGAUGGGCCAGUACACCUCCGUCUUCCUGGACAACGCCAGCGGCUCCCCCAUCACUGUGCGCAGCGGCUCCCACUUCAGCGCUGUCCUCCUCGGCGUGUGACCGGCCACCCCAGGCCCUCUCGCCGGGCGAGCGUGGCAGAGGCGCUGAAGAGCUCACACUGGCCACCACAGUUCAGCCCAUAGAGGACCACCGGUGGGGGACGUGCGAACCCUCCCAGGGCUGGGCGUGACUUUAGGGUGCCAUCUCUUAAAGGGGGAAGCCCUCUUGGGCUGUUAGCUGGGGAGCCAACCUGGCGUGCCCAGGAGCACUCGCUUUGUCCCUACCUGGCUGCAGACCUGGGCCCCUCCCGGCCCCAUCGGGCAGCUCACCCAUCUUCCCGUGUGUUCUCAGGGGCCCCCUGUGGGGGUGCCAGCACUCAGGGGAAAGACCGCCCAGCCUGCCCAGGGUCCCCCUGUGGAGGGGGGCAGGCUGCUCUGGGCUGAGGGACUUCCCAGGGAAAGCCAGGUGUAUGGCCCGCCCAGCUUGGUGGCAGCCUUCUCACUGCCCCCAGUCCCUACCUGUGGCUCCUGGUCCCCACCUGCCCCUCUCCCCGGCCACGCCUGUAGCCUGCCACGGACCUCAGGGCACCGUGUGACCUGAGUGACCUUGGCACCCAAGCCUCUCCUUGCAGCCAUGGCCAUAGAAGCCUCGCUUGCAAGCUCCCCCCGCCUUCCCACCAGGAGCUGCGCUGCCACCUCCGCGAAUUGUCCCCUCAACAAGGUCCCUCUGCCCGCGCCCCUGCUGCUCUGGCUGACAGCCGGGAUCCACCCAUCCGAUGAGAGAGUGGAACGCCCUUGCAGAUGAGGGACAGCCGGGCCCUGCCCACCCAUCGGGACAGACGCACGCUCUCGCUGCCCAGCCGUGGCCUGGCCGGGUCCCUCCAGCACGGGGGCUGGAAGCAUCUCCCCCACUUGGGUGGGGACGUGGCUCCAAGCGCGGAUGGGUGGAGAUGGUGCUGAGAAAAAGCUCAUCUCGGGAAGGCCGGGUCCCGGGUCCUCUGCUGCUGUAGCAGUGAUGGGGUGGGGGUGGGGGGGGUCUCUCUCUGUGAAGAAAAGGGUCUCUGGGAGUUUCUGCAGUUUCUUCCAAGAUGGAGGCCCCGACCCCACCUGCUGAGGAAGUCCUCCCAACCCCUGUCCCUCCACACGGAACAGGCCACGGGAUGUCCUGGGACCCAGCUGGCCCGGCAAGGGUGCCUGCAGGCCUGAGAAGGGGCAGUGGCUGCAGUCACCUCUCACCUUAGCCCAGCUGGCCGCGGGGUGAGCAGGUGACGAGGGCCAGGCCUGCUGAUCGCAGGAGCCCUAAGCUCCCAUCUCCACCAUGAGAAUCCAGCCUCUCCCCCCAGCCGGGGAGCGGGCGCAGCACACACAGACCACUCUGUGCCCUCUGGCAGGCCGGGCACAGUUCUCAGUAGGACUCGUACCCACCCUACCAGGAAAUGUCAGCUGGUGGGUGUCCUGCCUCCCCAGCUCUGUGAUAAAGGGGGUGUGGCCACGCCCUUUUCUGGAUUUCACUUUGGGUCCCGUGGGCAGACACUUUAGAGCAACGACCUUUGACCCUCGAAAAAGCCAGAUCUCUUCCUUUUCUCAGUGUGAGUGUGUUACACAGCAAGUUAUUCAGGUAUUUAUCGUGUAAUAGUGCCAAGUGGGGUCUAUUUAUAUAUAAAUAGACAAAACUGA
Phacochoerus africanus (Common warthog) is the source of this 2628-nucleotide messenger RNA. It is a transcript of the gene ERFE, whose product is annotated as erythroferrone. The record is from RefSeq and is a predicted model, not a curated record. The transcript is spliced from 8 exons. Bases 17 to 1012 code for a protein of 331 amino acids. Gene Ontology annotation, biological process: positive regulation of D-glucose import across plasma membrane; negative regulation of gluconeogenesis; positive regulation of insulin receptor signaling pathway. Gene Ontology annotation, molecular function: hormone activity. Lineage: Eukaryota; Metazoa; Chordata; Mammalia; Artiodactyla; Suidae.